Messenger RNA from Pelmatolapia mariae (spotted tilapia), 668 nucleotides. RefSeq lists its product as uncharacterized. The coding region runs from base 60 to 668 and encodes 202 amino acids. Lineage: Eukaryota; Metazoa; Chordata; Actinopteri; Cichliformes; Cichlidae. The transcript has 2 exons. The record is from RefSeq and is a predicted model, not a curated record.
UCAGAACAGCUGUACCUCUGAGGAAAGAAUGGAGACCUGCAGGUUUUGUUUGGAGUGUCAUGACUGAUCUCUCAACUGGAGAGGUGAAACUGACUUUAGUGGUGCCGAAACCUAGGACGGGAGGCACGGCAGACCCAGGACUGUGCCAGCAGAGAGAGGAGCUGGUGCAAAUGGUGGCCGAGCUGGCGGCCAUGCAGCGGGAGCAGGCAGCGGUGUGUCGCCAGCGGCAGAAAGAGCUGCAGGACCAGACAGAGUACCACCUGCAGAGAAUGAAGGAUCUGGCGGCGCUAAUCCGGUCCUGCCCGACACCGCAGCCACCCCCACCGACAGCGCUGGGGUGGAGGAGAUCCAUACUGUUCUGCCGCCCGCACCGGCCCCCACGAUGCGACCAGCCGGGACGCAGCCUGUCACCGCACCCUUCCCCACUCCUCUGGAGGGAGUGGCUUGUGUCUGGCAGGGGCCGGCUCCCAUUCCUGCUCCCCAGAGGAGAGACGAGGAGCAACUGUUGGGCCCACCACCAGCUCACCUGCCUGCCCAGCCCGAGCUGGAGGUCAGCGUGGGAGGAACCUGCCACGCCAUCGCUGGAGGUGGAGGAGGUGUGUGAGAGUCCGCGCCAGCCGGACAGCAGCGGUGGUGACGGAGGAGCCACACCAGGGUGUCUGCUCUAG